Alnus glutinosa is the source of this 423-nucleotide messenger RNA. RefSeq names its product zinc finger CCCH domain-containing protein 1-like. NCBI's taxonomy places the organism in Eukaryota, Viridiplantae, Streptophyta, Magnoliopsida, Fagales, Betulaceae. Gene Ontology annotation, cellular component: U2-type spliceosomal complex. The record is from RefSeq and is a predicted model, not a curated record. The transcript is spliced from 3 exons. Bases 1 to 423 code for a protein of 140 amino acids. Gene Ontology annotation, biological process: snoRNA splicing.
AUGCUGACGCUACUUGGCCACAGCCCGUUCCACAAGCUCGACGCUGCCAAUGCUGACGCUGAGUUGGAUUCCUGUGUCCAAACACUCUCAUUUGCCCUUAGUCUCUCUCUCUUGCCAAGAGAUUACAAGUCUGGAUGGCAGUUGGAGGAGUGGGAGUUGGAGAAGGAGUGGGAGGAACCAGAGAAAGCAAGAAAGAGGAAUCUAGCUUUUGGAGUAGAUGAUGUGGAUGAUUGGGGUGUAGACCCUGGUGAUGAAGUUUCCCUUUGCAAGUUUCAUUGUAGGCAGCCUUUUGUCGAUCUUGUAGUAACCAAGUGCAAGCAUUAUUUCUGUGAGUAUUGUGCAUUAAAGCUCGCUUUUUAUCAAAGAUUUUGGACGUACCGAUCAGGCUCUUCUGCUCCUUCAAUCACACCAAUGACAUUCUGA